Messenger RNA from Triticum aestivum (bread wheat), 927 nucleotides. RefSeq lists its product as uncharacterized. The transcript has 3 exons. Lineage: Eukaryota; Viridiplantae; Streptophyta; Magnoliopsida; Poales; Poaceae. The record is from RefSeq and is a predicted model, not a curated record. The coding region runs from base 48 to 407 and encodes 119 amino acids.
AGGCCUACUCUGGAGAGGCAUCGUCGCCGGACGAGCUGUAUUCUCUCAUGCUCUCGCUCAGGUUGUCUACUAGUGGCACCAGCACAGGACUCGGCCGGUUCGCCGCCGCGAGGUUGGCGGCCGCAGCUCGUGGAGGGAGGAGCGUGUCCGCCGCGCCCGGCAUGGAGCACCCGCGCGACGACACGCACAACACCAAAGAGGACGUGACGAGCCACCCGUUCGGGGUGGCCUACUCCACGAGGUCGGACGAGGAAGGCUUCGGCGGGGUGUACGCGAGGGACGACGACCGGCCGGCGUUCAGCCGUCCAACUGCCGAGGCGCAUCCGACCCAUCCUCCUGACCAUGAUACCUCGCAGGUGAAGGAGGAGAAGGCGCGCCAUCUCAAGGACGACAAGCACGCCACCUAGCUUUCUAGCUUCUCGCCGUCUCAUAAUAAUAAUAUACGAGCGUUUAGCAGUAAUACAAAACGUCUUAUAUUUUUUUUACAGAGGUAGUACAUGCCUCAUCGCAGUUCACCGGCAAAAAAAAAGUAAAGCUUCAUCGCAGUAGCUAGUUUGAAGUUUGCCAUCAGGUGGCUCGAACUGCUUCUGAGGUUUGCAGCGACCGAUACAAAGCCGUGUUUUCAGGAGUUUAUAUCUGCGUGUUGUAAUAAUCAUGUAAAAUACCAAGGAAUGCUUCCGUGCCCUACUAGCUAAGUUAUGUGUGCACCUAGCAUGAGCUGUAAAAUUAAGAUAUGGGUUGUAAAGUUAUAGUGCUCUGUGGGCGUGGGAGCUAGUAGAAUUCUUCUUUGGGCUGGUUUAGUAAGUCGGUUGUAGUGAGUCUUACCUAACGGACUCGAGUCUCCUUGUAAAAAAGAGCAUGUUAUCGGAAGCUUAUAUUGUGAGCUUGAGCUCACAUGAUCUAAGAUGAACAGUAAAAUCUAAGUUA